AUGUCAAGGGUAGUUGUGUUAGGUGCAGGUGUUUCAGGAUUGACAUCAGCAUUGACUUUAUUGAGACUUUCCAGAGAUGAUAUUCAAGAAUUGACUGUGCUAGCAUGCGAAUAUCCAGGAGACGCUCAUACCGGAGAAUAUACCAGUCCAUGGGCAGGCGCCAAUUGGCAUAGCUUUGCAGCACACUCAGAUUUGGACCAAAUCAGAAGAGAUAAAUACACAUACACAAAGUUUUUGCAAUUGGCUGAAGAUGCCCACACAGCUGGUAUUAAGAAAUUUCCAAUAAAAACGUUUUCCGCGAAAAAUAAAGGACUUCCAUGGUAUAUUGAACAGAAGUUUGUGGAGGACAUUGUUUUCCUCUCGGAUAAGGAGCUGCUCGAGCGGAAACUUGAUCCAAGAAAACAUGUAGGAUACGAGUUCACAACCAUUACUUUGACUCCCAUUGUGUACAACAGUUAUCUUUUGACAAAUAUCAAGCAAAGUGGCGGGAGAUGUAAAAAGAUCAAAAAAUUGAAUGCCAUUGAAGAUGUGGUCGAUGUCAUGGGAUAUGUUCCAGACUUGGUUAUCAAUUGUACAGGUCUUAACGGCGGCAAAUUGCUUAAAAACCUUGAGCCAUCGGAAUUGCAAAAGAAUUACCCAGUCAAAGGUCAAAUUUUACAAAUAUAUGAAGAUUUGCCUUUUCAAAUGAUCAUUGAUGAUCUUCCUGCCGAGGAUAAACCGUCGCAAGAUCAAUUCUUGAAUGUAUUCCCUCGUCAGGAAGGUGGUUGUGUUGUUGGAGGUAUUUUCUUGAAGGGUGAUUGGUCCACCGAAGUUGAUGAAAAUUUAUCAGCUAAUUUCCUUCGUGCAGUUAAGAACCAUAUUCCAGAAUUGAAAUCUACAACCGUGUACAAUGCUUAUACUGCCUUCAGACCAGGCAGAGAGGGUGGUGUGAGAAUUGAGCUUUCGAAAUACGAUCUGCCAGAAAAGAAGGCUACGUUACAGGUCAUUCACAACUACGGUAUUGGUGGUGCUGGUUAUCAGUCAUCCUACGGAAGUGCGUUGGAGGUUUGUUCAUACGCAAGAAAAGUACUAAGCGGAUCAAAAGAAUUGAGCUCUUGCAAGCUUUGA
Molecule: messenger RNA, 1107 nt
Organism: Zygotorulaspora mrakii
Lineage: Eukaryota; Fungi; Ascomycota; Saccharomycetes; Saccharomycetales; Saccharomycetaceae
Product: FAD-dependent oxidoreductase
Exons: 1
Coding region: 1-1107 (368 amino acids)
Molecular function (GO): D-amino-acid oxidase activity; FAD binding
Source: RefSeq, a predicted model, not a curated record